CGUCUAUAAAAAAAGGCGGGAAAAAUCGAAAUGUUGAAACAGUCCUUUUUGUUGUUGGAGUUUGGCUUUUGAGACUCUGUGCUUUUGAACAAACACAAUAGACGAGAAAAUGCAGCAGUUGCGAAGUGUGCUGAACGCGUACGAAGACGAGUUUGCAGCCUUCUCUGAGCAAUGGGAUACAUGCACUGCGACGUCGCUGCGCACAGCGGGAAUCAGCCCAGCGACAAAGCUGCGGCCGUACCAAUUGGAGGGCGUUGACUGGCUCGCGCGAAAGCUCGCCUUCCGCGCGCACCUCAGGGCAUUGCUCGGCGUGCCUGCUGGCGAAGUUGCGUCGGCAUCAUUGCGCUCUGGCGACGGGAGCAUGGACUUGGGGCAGGAUGACGGGUCGUCGUACAGCAACCGGGUUGCCGGCAAUUCACGCACAAGCAACGCCGCACUGACAAUGGCAAAGGCGCUGUGCAACCACACAGGCGCCAUUCUCGGCGACGAAAUGGGGCUCGGCAAGACCUUGCAGUCGAUCGGUGUCAUCCAGCUCGCGCGGUCGCGGCUGCUUGACACAACUUUUGCGGCAACCUCCGCUGCCAAGCCGUGCCUGGUGGUUGCACCACUCUCGGUGCUGGACAAUUGGGCCGCAGAGCUCGAAAAGUUUGCUCCGUCGCUGGCUGUCGUGUCGUAUGCUGGAAGCAAGGAAGAGCGGCAGUCGCUUGGCGAGACCCUCGUGCGACAAACUGCAGCCAUGGCUCGUGGCUCGAUGCAUCGAAAUGGUCCGGUCGAUGUCAUUCUCACAACCUUUGACAUUGCCAUCAAGGACGCGGAGGUGCUGCAAUCCAUCUCCUUCUCUGCCAUGGUCGUGGAUGAAGCCCACCGGCUCAAGAAUGCCGAGUCUGUCCUGUUCCAGACCCUCAGCCAGUUCUCCUGCCCCUUCCGGCUGCUCUUGACUGGCACCCCCGUGCAGAACAAUCUCAGCGAAUUGUAUUCGUUGUUUCGUUUCGUGGCACCCAAAGUUUUCACGGAAUCCCUUCGCGAAGGGUUUCUGGAAACAUUUGACGAGGUCGCCUCCGACGAAGAGUCUGCCACAGAGCUACACUUGAUGCUCAUGCCGUUUUUGCUUCGUCGCGAAAAGGCGCAGGUCGCGGCCGAUCUACCAGCAAAGGAGGAGGUUGUGCUCCAAUGCACACUCACCCAGCUCCAGAAAAAGUACUACAAGGCGAUUCUCAAGAAGGACAUUGACGCCUUUGCCAACCCCACGAAAACGCGACUGAUGAACAUUUUGAUGGAGCUGCGCAAGUGCGUCAAUCACCCGUACCUGUUUGACGGCGUCGAGCCAGAGCCGUUCCAGCUGGGGCGCCACCUCAUUGAUGCCAGCACCAAGCUGCGCAUGCUGGACGCGCUACUGCCGUUCCUCAAGCAGCGGGGUCACCGCGUCCUGAUUUUCUCCCAGAUGACGCGCAUGCUGGACAUUCUGCAGGACUACUUGCACUUUUGUGGCUACGGCUACGAGCGACUCGAUGGCUCUGUUCGUGGCGAGGAGCGCUUUCUAGCCGUGAACAAGUUUAAUGGGGCGCAACGGCGACCAACGAACAAGCAGGCGGCAGCCAAGCCAACCCCAGCGUUCAAAGCACCCCGUCGAAACGUGAUUGAUUCGGAUGACGACGACGAUGAGCCUGUGAUUACCAGCUCAAACAGCCACAACAAGGAAAACGACCGCAGCACCACCAGCAACAACAUCGACGACGACGACAACGACUGCUUCGUCUUUCUCUUGAGCACCCGAGCCGGCGGUCUUGGCUUGAAUCUCGUGUCGGCAGACACUGUCAUCUUUUUCGAUUCCGACUUCAACCCUCAGGCAGACCUACAAGCAGCAGCGCGUGCACAUCGCCUCGGCCAGACGCGGCCGGUGCGCGUGAUUCGUCUCGUCGCGCAGCACACAGUGGAAGAGAUUGUCUUGCGAAGAGCUCAACGCAAGCUCGAGCUCACUCACGCGGUCAUCCAAAAAGGCCAUUUUGGGGGAGGCACGCAAUCUGCAGCGCAGCCAGGAGAAGUCUCGGGCGCGACUGGCGAUGAGCUCUCGGACAUGCUCAAGUAUGGCGUCGAGCACUUGUUUGUCACUGAAUCCGUGGACGACGACGAGUUGACCGAUGCGUAUUUGACGAGUCUGGUGGGCGACACUGAUCCCAAGACGCAACACUGGCUGCCGAUGGCGGCGCCUAUUGCCCGCGAGUCCGUAUCGGAUGAUGACGCAGCUGCAGAGUCCACAGGCCCGUCCCGACAACAGCAGCAGCAGCAACAACACCACCAACACCAACACCAACAACAACCCCAGUCGGCAAAGGACGAAGAGGUCUCGGACAGCCUGUAUUUGUGGGAAGGACGCGACUACUCGGAGCAGGCUGCCGCCAAGCCUUCGCGGGCAAAAUCCCCACCACACCCGCAUGGAUUCGAUGCCUUGCUGGCGGAAGCCGAGGGCGAGCGAUCAGCAACCGAGAGUCGCUCGGGCAUGACGAUGGAUGGGCGGCAGCGCCGGGCGCGGCGACCACGCAGCGAUGACGAGGGCGACAGCCAGGACGAGCGUGCCUCGAAACUAUCGCCCGCCGAAUUGCUCGAGCGGCGACGCCAGCGCGAAGAAGCCGAGUUGGAGCGACAACAAGAGCGGCUGGCACAAAAGGCCAAGCGACAAGCGCGCGAGCGAGCCAAGAAGCUCGAGCUGUGGAAAUCGCACGGUUAUCACUCGCAAAAUCUCGUCGAAAUGCUGGAUGCUGUUGCCAGUGGGACCGAGCAGGAAUUGGAGGAGGAGGAGGACAAGGCAGAAGACCAACACCACUACGAGUACCUCAGCGCGUCAUUGCCCGUGCUUGUGCGCGCUUUGCUCGACAAACCUCAAGCUGCAGGACCACAGCGCGCGGUCUUGCGCCGCUGCAGCAGCAGCAGCAGCGUUGUCGACGAAGAUGACGAGGACGAAAUCAACUUUGUUUCCGGGGACGUGACGCGCCCUCAAGUCCAACCGGGCGAGUCGUGCGUGGUUGUGCAUGUCGUGGAUGACGAGGGUCGCUGGGGUCGGGGCGGCGUGUUUUCCGCGCUGGAUCGUCACGCCUUGGCCCGCGGUACCCGCGAGCUGAAAACAGUCGGCGAUUGCUACGAACGGGCGGCCGAGAUGGACGAUCUGCAUCUGGGCGACGUCCAUUUGGUUGAGCUCGCGUCGUCCGACUCCACCGCGCGUCGUUGGGUCGCCCUGCUCGUCUGUUUUAAACGGGAUCGUAAUGGAAACCUGGCGCCCCUUGCGCAAGCUGCCUUCACUACGGCUCUCGAGAAGAUUGCAACGUUUGCGCUCGGAGUGCAAGCCAGCGUCCACCUGCCCCGAAUUGGGCACAACAUGCGAGGCACCGACUACUACUCGAUCGAGCGCAUCAUCCGCAGCCGCCUGGCACGCGCCGGUGUGCACACCAGCAUUUACUAUUAUUCCAAGCAUGGUGGAAGCGCAGCACCCGCACAUGGCCAACCUUCGUCGUCGUCGUCGUCGUCGUCGGGUGUCAAAGCGUCGUCGGCAAGCUCUGGAGGAGGAGAAGAGGAGCAAGGUCGCAAAGUACCCGGUCGUCAGCCACCAAAAAAGUCGACAUUGAGCGAUUCGCGUCGUGUCAACGACAUGGAUACGGAAGAUGAGCUCGAGGAGGCGGCUGCUCCGGUCAGACAAGCUGCUCCGGUCAGACAGUCUGCUCCGGUUUUUGCCAAAGAGCAUUCAAUGACCUCUGAGCCGAUGAUGCAGCAGCAACACGACGACGAUGCAGAUCCCGCCUUGCCUGACACGUUCGUUGGCACCAACAUUUUGCUCUCACCGCAGCUGUCUCCGGAUGUCAAGCGUCGUCUGCAGCGCUACAUUGUUGCCUAUGGCGGGACAAUUGUCAAGCCAGCAGAGCUCGAUUUGUGCACGCAUGUCGUCGUGCCAUCCUUGGACUCUGCUGCAUCCGACCGUGAUAAUGGAAACGCGCCCGCGGUGCUUCCCAGCUGGAUUGACGCUUGCAUUGCUGCUGGCUCGCUGGUGCCCAUCCGCUAGUUGUUCUUGUCUGUCUGUCUGCGUUGAUUUGUGUGAUGGAUGCACAAACAUCACACCACUUUGCGAAACGUUAUCACAUGUAACGAGCUGUGAAUAAACGAAACUUGAU
Capsaspora owczarzaki ATCC 30864 is the source of this 4157-nucleotide messenger RNA. Its product is annotated as chromodomain-helicase-DNA-binding protein. Lineage: Eukaryota; Filasterea; Ministeriida; Capsasporidae. Gene Ontology annotation, biological process: DNA repair; chromatin remodeling. Gene Ontology annotation, molecular function: ATP binding; DNA helicase activity; ATP-dependent chromatin remodeler activity. The transcript has 4 exons. The record is from RefSeq and is a predicted model, not a curated record. Bases 110 to 4048 code for a protein of 1312 amino acids.